AAAAUGUCCAUCUCAAACGCCAGUGCAAUAGCAGAAUUCAUUCUCCUGGGGCUCACAGACCGGCCUGAACUCCAACUUCUCCUCUUUGUGCUGUUUCUGGUUUUGUAUCUUGUCACCCUCUCGGGCAACCUGGGCAUGAUGCUGUUGAUCAGACUGGACUCUCGCCUCCACACACCCAUGUACUUCUUCCUCACUAAUUUGGCCUUUGUGGACUUGUGUUACACCUCAAAUGCAACCCCGCAGAUGUUGACUAAUUUCUUAUCGGAGAAGAAGACCAUCACCUUUGUUGGCUGCUUUACGCAAUGUUACAUUUUCAUUGCGCUUCUCCUCACUGAGUUUUACAUGCUGGCGGCAAUGGCCUAUGACCGCUACGUGGCCAUAUGUAACCCUCUGCGCUAUAGUAUGAAAAUGUCCAGGCGUAUCUGCCUCUGUUUGGCCACACUGCCUUAUGUCUAUGGCUUCUCAGAUGGGCUGUUCCAGGCCAUCCUGACCUUCCGCUUGAACUUCUGUAGAUCCAAUGUCAUCAACCACUUCUACUGUGCUGACCCACCGCUGAUUAAGCUUUCUUGCUCUGAUACGUAUGUCAAAGAGCAUGCCAUGCUCAUAUCAGCUGGCUUCAAUCUCUCCAACUCCCUCUGCAUCAUCCUGGUGUCCUAUGCCUUCAUUAUUGGUGCCAUCCUCCGGAUCAAAUCGGCAGAGGGCAGGCGCAAGGCAUUCUCCACCUGUGGCUCCCACGUGAUGGCUGUGACCCUCUUUUAUGGGACGCUCUUCUGCAUGUAUGUAAGACCACCAACAGAUAAGACUGUAGAGGAAUCCAAAAUAAUAGCUGUCUUCUACACUUUUGUAAGUCCGGUGCUUAAUCCAUUGAUAUACAGUCUGCGGAACAAGGAUGUAAAGCAAGCCUUGAAAAAUGUCCUCAGAGGAAAUAGGUCGCUAAGAUGGGACUGA
Molecule: messenger RNA, 948 nt
Organism: Panthera uncia (snow leopard)
Lineage: Eukaryota; Metazoa; Chordata; Mammalia; Carnivora; Felidae
Product: olfactory receptor 5M11
Exons: 1
Coding region: 4-948 (314 amino acids)
Biological process (GO): G protein-coupled receptor signaling pathway; sensory perception of smell
Cellular component (GO): membrane
Molecular function (GO): olfactory receptor activity; odorant binding; G protein-coupled receptor activity
Source: RefSeq, a predicted model, not a curated record